GAUGAAUGGGAGGGACUGUAUGCCCCCUCCCUCGGGAGACUAUCCUUUCACUGCUUUAGGCCGUUUUGGAAUUCUUUCUUUAGAAGAGAUAUUUUUUAAAAUCAAACAAAGCAGCUGCUGUUCCUGUGAGUGGCACACCACAAACAAGGAGCCGAGGACAGGGACGGUCGGCAAGGCUGGGCUGGUGAAAAUGCAGUCCGGUUGCUGGAGUGUCUGAAGAUGCGCUUUUCCCCGGUCUGAGAUCCGCUCACACUUUGAAUGAACCCAUCCAUCUUUACAGGCUUUUCCUACCGGAACGGGAGUUUCGCGGGCGAGCGCUUUUUCUCUAGACCCUCUCGGAAGGACAUAGCCACCGGAGAGACGACGGUAACUGGGAGACUUUGCGGGUCUGCGGGGUGGUCGGGCAGGUUGCGAGCGGCUGCUGGGAGGGCGUGACGGGCGAAGGCUGGAGGUUCGCGCCGGCUGCCCGCAUCCAGAUGUGCAAGCCAGCCGCCGCCAGGGAGGCUUCGCCGAGCAGCCCCGGCCUAAACGCCUUGCAGGAGGUUUGUCCCUGCCUGCGCGCCGUGCCCUGAGCUCUUAAGCAGGGAAAGCGCGCGGACAUGGGCGAGACCAUGUCAAAGAGACUCAAGUUGCACCUCGGAGAGGCGGAGAUGGAGGAGCGGGCGUUCCCCAAUCCCUUCCCGGACUAUGAGGCCGCCGCCUCCGCCGCGGGGCUCGCCGCUGGAGCUGCGGAGGAAACGGGCCGUGCUUGCCCUCUCCCCACCACAGACGACCCGGGCCUGCCUUUCCACCCCAACGGGAAGAUUGUUUCUAACUUCAUAAAGCGUAUCCAGACCAAAAUCAAAGAUCUUCUACAGCAAAUGGAGGAGGGACUGAAGACAGCGGACCCUCAUGAUUGCUCUGCAUAUACUGGUUGGACAGGCAUAGCACUUCUCUACCUGCAGCUGUACCGGGUCACUGGCGACCAGACCUACCUGCUGCGGUCCCUGGAUUACGUGAAGAGAACACUCCGGAAUCUGAGUGGUCGCAGACUCACCUUCCUGUGUGGAGAUGCCGGGCCCCUUGCCGUGGGAGCUGUGAUCUACCACAGACUCAAAAGUGAAUGUGAGUCCCAGGAAUGCAUCACAAAACUUCUACAGAUGCACAGAACCGUUGUCUGUCAAGAAUCAGAGCUUCCUGAUGAGCUGCUGUAUGGACGGGCAGGUUACCUAUAUGCCUUACUGUACCUGAACACAGAGAUUGGCCCAGGCACUGUUGGUGAGACAGCUAUUAAAGAGGUAGUCACUGCUAUUAUUGAGUCAGGAAAGACGUUGUCAAGGGAAGAAAGGAAAACUGAGCGCUGCCCCCUGCUGUAUCAGUGGCAUAGAAAGCAGUAUAUUGGAGCAGCCCAUGGCAUGGCUGGAAUCUACUACAUGCUAAUGCAGCCAGAAGCAAAAGUGGACCAAGAAACCUUAACAGAAAUGGUGAAACCUAGUAUUGAUUAUGUGCGCCACAAAAAAUUCCGAUCUGGAAAUUACCCGUCCUCAUUAAGCAAUGAGACAGACCGAUUGGUCCACUGGUGCCAUGGUGCCCCAGGAGUCAUCCACAUGCUCCUGCAGGCCUAUCAGGUUUUUAAAGAGGAAAAAUACUUGAAAGAGGCCAUGGAGUGCAGCGAUGUGAUUUGGCAGCGAGGUCUGCUCCGGAAAGGCUAUGGAAUCUGCCAUGGAACCUCUGGAAAUGGUUAUUCCUUUUUGUCCCUUUACCACCUUACGCAGGAUAAGAAGUACCUCUAUCGAGCCUGCAAGUUUGCAGAGUGGUGCCUCGAUUAUGGAGCACAUGGGUGUCGCAUUCCUGACAGACCGUAUUCCCUCUUUGAAGGUAUGGCUGGUGCUGUUCACUUUCUCUCUGACAUCUUGGUACCAGAGACGUCACGGUUUCCAGCAUUUGAACUUGGCUUUUUGCAGAAGGAUUAAAAUGGUGCAAAAAGACAACUAACAUACCAUUGGACCAAAAUCCACCGGACUGAUUAGUGCCUGACACAGAACCUAAUGUAAAGAAAAAAGGGGGGGGGGGCAAAACCCUCACAGCCCCUUUUGUUGUGGAAACCCCCAAACUAGAGCAUGAGUGAUGGAAACCACACGUCAGCACUUUGUGACAGCGUUCCCCUUCAUGGUGAAAUACGAAUUCUCCCUCUCUAGGCUCCCUGUAGUGUGCAUGUUUCUUGGUGCUUGUCUAUAGGUGUAAAUUGACUAGAUAGAAGAGUCACACUCAUCACCUGACCUCUUAGCUGAGCAUGUGGGAGUGUCUAAGGCGACAGCCACACCUUUUUGUACAUAGUAUCUAAAGUAGGGUGUCAUCUCUAUCAACAAAGAAACAGUUGUGUGACGUGUCUGAAACAUCAGCUAGCAGAUCUAGAUACCUUGUGAGGAAAGUGUAUUAGCCUUUUCCAUGGGCAGCUUUCAGAAGAGCGGGAGAGAAAGGCAGAAGGAAAGUGGGCAACUCGGCAUGCACUGUACAGCUCGAGAAGGCGCAGGGGACACCACUUCCCUCUUUGUGUCUUAUGGUCAACACAAUUAGUGACUAAUUAUUAGCAGUCCUCAGACAGUCACCCAGAUCAAAACAGCCGCCACCUGUUAUCAGUACAGCUUAUCCCUGAAAAACAGAGUAGAGAAUGCCAGCCAGAUCCAUCUAUAGCCCUUCAAAAGUUUAUUUCUUAUGUUGGUAACUUAUUAAGGUAUGAAUUUAAUACAUCCUUUAUUUUUCAUACAAAUUGAGGGGAUAAAUUCUAGGCUGAAUUUAUACACACAAGGAACAAACAUUCUAACCAAGACAAUUAUUACCUGGGUAAUUUUUUUUUUAGUUUUUUUUUUUUUUUUUUGAGACAGGGUUUCUCUGUGGUUUUGGAGCCUGUCCCGGAACUAGCUCUUGUAGACCAGGCUGGUCUCCAACUCACAGAGAUCCACCUGCCUCUGCCUCCCGAGUGCUGGGAUUAAAGGCGUGUGCCACCACCGCCUGGCUUCUGGGUGAUUUUUAAAUUAUUUUUAAGGACAUCUUGUUGGAUUCACAUACGGUUAAUAAUCCUGUCACAUAAAUUUCAGAGUUUGGUUGUUGUUCGUGAUACAAGUGGGCAGGAUUGUGUAAUAGUCUGGACCUCAGUACUUCCUAAAUACUUGCCCUAGUUACUACUCCUUUUAUAAAGUAGGAAGAAUUGUGAGUCUUCAAGAAAAGGCCUCUUCAUGAGUGGACCAUUUUGAGUGCUGAACGUUGUUUGUGGGACUGGUACCCUAAACAUCUGGCCUUCAGUUUCCAGGUGAUGCCUCCUAAAUCUCUUCAUUCUAAGUCGUGACUAUUCUGGUUCACCUUGGGUUGAUUAGUUCCAUGUAUGUAAAUCCCCAUGAUUAUCCUCUAAUCUCUGUGAGCCCGAUAAUGGGCUUCACAGGGCCGCCCAGCACCUUCUUACCUAAAGGUAGGGCAAACCAUCCCAGACAGGCUGAGGGGAAGUCGUUCUGCAGAACUAGACAGGUGCUGUCUAGUCUCAUCCGAACCAUACAGUUUUCAUCCUCUUACCCAUUUCAACACAAAUAAUACACAGCAGAGCUAAUCUCUGAGAUCCGGAUUGUGUAAUUCAUGAAGGAAGCCCCUGGGGCUGUGUAGUAAGCCCUUUUCUGAACCAAGGUGGCAGUUUACAGGGCUCUGGCUUUGACCAAGGGCCCUCAAGGCAACAGUAGCAUUGGUGACUCUCCCCUUUAUGUUUACUCAUAACUGGUUGACAAAUAACUAGUAUCUUCCUGGCCAACCUGCCGAGGGAAAAAUCAAAUACCCCCAGGAUGAAUGGGGGGUUUUGUUUGUUCCCACUCACCACUGGUAUCUACAGUCGUGCAUCUCCGUCGCUGUCACCGAUUCCUUCCUCACACCCUUAUGCUGCUGUCCUACAAAAGCUGCAGCCCCCGUCCCAUAAGGCCAAGGAGGGAUGGCAUGCAAACCAGGACUGAGGGCUCAAAUAUGACCAUUUGAUAGUUAUAAAUGUAUGAAAUCUAAUUUAAGAACAUCUCACUUUUGUUUCUUAGGCUUGUUUUAUGUCAACAACUGUAUUCUAAAUGUGUUGAAAAAUUUAAAAUAUGUACACACAGAAUACCAUUUUGAACUCUGGAGGGAAAAAGGUAAUGUCCACAAAAAGUGUUUGGGGUUCUUUGGUUUUGUUAAUAAAAGACAGUUUUGUGGUGAGGA
Molecule: messenger RNA, 4206 nt
Organism: Microtus oregoni (creeping vole)
Lineage: Eukaryota; Metazoa; Chordata; Mammalia; Rodentia; Cricetidae
Product: lanC-like protein 2
Exons: 9
Coding region: 600-1952 (450 amino acids)
Biological process (GO): peptide modification; carbohydrate metabolic process
Cellular component (GO): plasma membrane
Source: RefSeq, a predicted model, not a curated record